UGCAUUCGUUCAGCGGCGCGGCGGCAACGCAGGCACGCACCAGCCGCAGACGUCCAGAACGAUUUAUUCAGUUGAAUGUAGUUUUGGCUGGCUUGCAACCGCUGCUGCGCCCGCCUAGUUCCAUAAAACAAGUUCUAGAUUCACAUUGAAAAACUAAAACUAAAUGCACAGCGUGAACUUAUCUCAGUGAAUCACUACUACGACGGCGGCGGACUUUAGGUUAGUUCGGUGCAAGCUGAAAUGUGUCGUCGGGGCAGUGGGUGCGUAAUGAGUGUUGUCCUGUUACACCUCUAACAAAUCGCCAAUUAGAUUAUAACAUCCAUGCAUUAUUCCCCGUUUCGCCGGGGUUGUGUGAUUGUCGAUUAUCUGUAGCAUUCCGCAUCGUGCUGAAAGGGCACGCUCAGCUGAUGUCAUUGGGCAGGGAAAUAGAAAAUGAAUCAAGAUGUAGAACUAAAUGAUCAGAAGGUGAAACCUGCUGCUCAAGAACCACCAAAAGUGGACCUUGACUUCAUCUCAGCCAUCAGUGACAGGCAGCUGGGAUUCACAAAAAAGAACUACUUUUCAUCCACACAGAUAUCAUCAACAGCUGAAGAUGAGCUGGUCAAGAAGCAAUUUAAGGAGAAGCACUGUGAGUUGCCUGGAGUGCCAAGGUCUACAUUCCUCAUGGAAUUCAGUCCUGAUGGCACCAAAGUAGCCUCAACUCAUGGUAACCAUCAGAUUUACGUUACUGAUGUCCGAACUGGUAAACACAUCAAAACACUGAUUGGACAUCCUAGGACACCUUGGUGCAUUGUUUUUCAUCCAACUUCCAAUCAGAUCAUUGCUUCUGGUUGCCUAGGUGGUCAAGUCAGAAUCUGGGACUUAAGUGGUGGAAGUGAAGUAUGGACUUCCGAAACACCUUCGGUGAUAGCUUCGAUUGCUUUCCAUCCCGAUGAUCGUUUAUUAGUAAUCGCAACGCUGAAUGAACUGUUUUUCUGGGAUUGGAGCAAACCGGAGCCGUUCAUGCGCGUGUCCACCGCCAGCGUGAAAGAAAAAGUGCGUUACGUGGCUUUUGAUAAAUUGGGUCAUAAAUUAAUCACGGGUAUUACAAACUCGCCGCAAACACGAUGGGAGAGAGUGAGCCAUGUUCCCGUUUCGGUUUCGAUGGCUGUCCCGCCUAUGCCAAUGCCCAUGCCUGCUGCACCUAUGCCGAUGCCUAUGCGUGGACCUUGCCCCAGAAGGCUUGCGAGAAGAAUUGUUGCUCCGAGAUUCAAUUGGCCUGCAUUUAACAAUAACAAUAAUAAUACCACUAAUAACAAUGUUAAUAAUACCGAACCUACGGUUUCGACAGCUUCAAACACAAAUCCCGAACCAUUGUCGAGUGUACCAGCACGCGAAAGAAGAAUCACAAGCUGCUACCGGGAGCUGGUACAUCAAUAUGAAGUACUGGUGCAUCGUUACCUCCAAAUUUACAGGCGACCCAUUAUGAUUGACCAAGGAACUGAUCCCAUGGAAGUUGAGAGCAAUAAUCAAUCAUCCAGCGCGCCGAAUAACACUACAACUCGUCCGGAUUCACCAAUACCAUCAACUAGUGGUAUCCAGAGACCACGAAAGUCCAGCGCGGCGCAUCCACCAAAAAAUCGCCAUCGGCGGUUAUUAUUUCACACUGACAGCGGCGGAAGCAGUUCUAGUUCUUCUCAGGAGGAUGACAAGGGUAAAACAUCGGGUGGUACGCAGACAGGUGAUACGCGACGAUCAAACUCAAUUGAUACGAAAUCGCUUGAGAAAAUGCCAAGUUCUUCUUCUUCGUCUGACGAUGAUGAAGAUAUGGGUAAUUCAUUGUUUAGGCGUACAGAUGCGGCCAAGACUGCUGAUACUCAAACUUCUGUAUCUUCUUCUUCUAAAAGUAAUAAUAAUGUUGGUAAUUCUUCCGAGGUGAGACAAUUCACACCAGCAAGACAACUAAAGUUGAAAAAGACUCAACCUGCGGAGAAAACAGCCGAAACAUCAACAACAACUGAUGGGAAUGUUGAGGAACCAAAGUAUAAAAUGCGAAUUAAAUGUUUUGUUACUCCUCCUUGCGAUUCUGAAGCAGGUACAUCAAGUAGUACAACUACUCAACCCGUUUCUCAGUCUGCACCUGAAUCAAGCUCGGUGAAUACAUCUACGACUGCGUCGGCGCCCGCUCCUGCUCCUGCACGUAAAGACGACAUUAAUCAUUUGAUUAACAAUGCGAAAAUGAUGUUGGCGCAGUUUCGGAAAACUCUGCAACAACAAGGAUUGCAGGUGCGCGGUGUUGAUCUUCCUGACUUACCAACGCCAUCAUCAUCCAUGACUCAGCCUGGACCUUCAAAUAAACCAUCAAAGGGGACCAAUACCAACGAACUGGAACCUCCACCGAAGCGGAAACGACGCCUAUUGAGACCCAAUCUUCUCGGUAACAUUUUGUUUACUUCAUCAGAUGAUAGCAGUUCGGAUGAAUUAACUGAAACUCCUGUGAUUUCUCUUCCGCCUGUACCUCCUCCACCACCACCUCCGCCUCCCUUACCUCCUUUAUCACCACUUCCUCCUCUUUCACCUCUUCCUUUACCUUCUCUUUGCCUUAUACCUCCAACAACAACAGAACAUUCCUAUGCGACGAGAAAAAGACGUUUCCCGGCGUAUACGGAGCGUUCUAAUACCUUUAAUUCGGUGGACGAUUCAAGCUCAUCUACAUCACCAUUAUCAUUAAGGAAUGAUGACAAUGAAGGCCCUUCAACCCGUAAGAGACGUUUAUUAUCACGAACUGAACUUGACACUGGAGAAGUUGUACCUGUGGAACCUACAACAACCACAACUUCAGUGACAACUCCUUCUACUUCUACAACCACAACAACGGCAACCAGUACAUCUGGCUCGCAGGCUUCGACCUGGAUGGAUCGCCAUAUGCAGCGUCUAGUAGUCGAGUCUUUGUCGGUAUUAGAUGAACCAUCAACUUCAGAAAACGCGAGCGUUUCUAGUAAUACAUCAACAACUGCACUUGCAGGCGAUAAUCAAGACGAUCGCGAGUCUGCAUGUGGUUCAUGCGGUGGGCAAAUGGAAGGUACUGGAGAGGGAUGUGCUCGUACAGCAACAGUUUGCAGUCGUCUUCAUCCUUCGAGAACAGACCCGAAUGCCAAUUCCAACUCAAACUCGGCUACAGUGCCGCCAACAACUCCUCCUUUAGAUAGAGCACGACGUCGGUUCUUAUCACAUCGUUUGUCCGCGUUCUAUCCUACUAGAUUAUUGAGUAGAAUGUUGAGAGAUCGUUCUGGAGGUCCAUCUUUAUCCUCCCGACGAGAGAGUCUCAGGCGGAUGAAUUUCGCACAGGAUGAAGUUAUAAACUUUUCGGAACGUGAUGGUGAAGAAGCUCCAGCAACUGGUUCCACAUCCACGCGAAGUUAUCAUCCGUUUGAUCCACCACCAGAGAUGAUGUCGAUUAAUCCAGAGAACAUUGGUAUUGGUAGUAUGUAUUCAAACAUUGUUCAGGAACUAGAAUCUAGUUUGAAUGAUGUGAGGAAUAUUCGCUUCCGACUUGGCGAGAUGUCUGAUAUGCUUAGCAAUUUCUCUGAUCGUUUGGAGAAUAUCAUGACUCAGUCAAACACGAUAUUGAGAAAUUUGAGUAGUUCUCUUGAGGAUCUACCUGCGAAUGAUCCUGAAGCGCCUGCACAACCAUCUCAACCCAACCAAAGACCAGCGCAGAGUCCCGCGGACGCUUCAUCAUAUUCACUUAGUCUUGAGGAUCUAAUGCAAUCGUGGAUUCGCACGUAUAGAAAUCCAUACGCGCCAAACAACUCGAAUAAUCCUGUAAACUCAGAUCAUACUUAUCCGAUUAACCCGGAAGCGACUCAAAAUGCGACGCUUUCUCCCUUACAUCUCUCACUGCAACUUACAGUGAUUCACAUUCAGCGACAAGCUAGAUUAUUGCGGCAACAAGUCGAAAGUAUUGAGCGUAUUGAUAGAGCUAUGAUUGAAGUUGCACAAUUGCAGAUGAUGCGUCAAAUGUUUGAUGAAUUGCAUGUGCACUUCGGGGCGAAUUCUGCAUCUACUGAAAAUCGCAGCGGGGUAUCAAGUGUGAGGGAGAUGAUGGCUGGUACAAGAAUCAGCGAUUACAGCCCGUACGAUUCUCCUAGUGAUGAUGGAAACAACAAUACUUCUAAUAACAACGCUAAUAAUACCAAUGAUAAUGCUACAAGCGUAAAUAUUGAAUCUCAACCAUCGACGAGCGGCUCCACAACAGCAACCGCUGGCACUUCUGAACCAGCUAGUAAUUCAACAUCAACACAAAAUACUCAAUCGAAUCGCGCGCGUUCCCGGAAGAAUUACCCGCGGUGUUUAUUUCUCAUGCAUAGGCAAUAUCGCCGAACGGGUAACAGUGCCCUGAGCGCACGCAGAAACGCAGCUAAAGACCGUGUUCUUCUUAGAAGAAAUAUCUAUCGACGAUUUUUACCGUCGAGGACCACAAACAGAGCCACUAUUGAUUUGUCGACGCAUCGAGGACGAGGAUCUUUGAAUUUAUUCAAUCCGGAUACUUUACCGUCAAUGACACGUAGAGUUGAGCAUUAUUUGAUGGAACAUUGUCGUUAUAUAGGAAGAUCUGUCAUUCCACCUACGUCUGGAAGUGGUACACGAAGUGAUAUGGGCGAGCAUGUGAUGACUUUGCGAUUGAACAACUGCCGAAUGCGCAUGAAUCAUUUAAUGGGUAACUUUCAACUGGAGAAUAACGUGACAAGUGUUACCGCGGAUGGUACAUCACGGUUUGCAGCCAGACAAGCUCUAAGUUACACUUUGGAUAUUCUGACGAGAUUUAUCGAAGUCAAUCCGAAUGUCAACAUUGCUUCCUCGACGUUUCGCUCGCAGAUUUGGGAAGUGAUUGAAUUAUCACUGCUUUUAUCCGAGUUGUUGCUCCUGCAGAUUGUUGACUCUAUUCCUCCGCCAAGCGGAAUGAAUUUGGACCCGAGGGAGAAUCUCUCAAUGCGUAUUGAUCAAAUGUGUACCAGGAUGAUCCAAAGUCGAUUGAUGGGUCAGUCGAGUCAACUUACGAGGAGUUUGCGUUUGAUGAGAUUAACUGUUCGACAUGCCAGUCUUGCUCUGGGCCAGACUUAUACUCAAAGGAGGAAUGCUAUGUUGCCUACCAACAAUGACAACGACCGGGGUGAUAGUCGGCAAGGUCUGCUUGAUGAUAUUCACAAUUGUCUUAGAAACAUUCGCCGUUAUAGGGAAUUAACAACCGAUAGACCCGAUGAUGAUUCCAACUUUGGUGAUUGGUACAGAACUAUCAAUGACCUGAUCAGCAGGUAUACUUCCUCGGGGAGCAAUGACAAUCCUGGGCCUUCUACCUCUUCACAGCGGCAGGAAAGCAACAACACGUCGGUGCUAAAUAACGAAACUGGUGAGGAAAUUCGCCCGUCUGUGACUGUCGAAGAUGCGAACAGCAGCGAUGAUAAUUCGAAUAAUAAUGAUCUUAUGAUGACCAUGCGUCCGACUAGCAUUGGAUUCUAUUCAUUCAGUCGGUCGCAGGAUAAUGAUGAAGAGGAGGAGCGUACUUGGAGAAGUCCGAAUUUUCUUACGGUGCCAACAGUGCAGGUGAAUGAUGUUCCUGUACCAGAUACACCGUUUUCUACACUUGUUCGCAAUCAUCGGCAGAGGUUGAGAUUGUCGGAGCGUUUGGACGAACUGAGGACUGUGGGUCUUUUGAGGCCUAGGUUUUUGCAUCCACUUUACAGUGGCGUUGUUAAUCCGUUUGCUUUCGAGGAUAAUUUGGACGAGGCUCAUCGUGAGCCGAUUUAUGAUAGUGAUGUGAUCCCUACGGUUACACCGAAUCAUCGGAUUCAGGUGUGGGAGUUUUCUCAGGCGAAAAUUCCAAAUAUUAGUAAUUCGCAAAAGAAUCUGGUUGUUAACGAAUGUAAAAUCCACAAUGACGCGAGCGUUGAUUACGCGUCGGAUGGCAGUAUUUUGGUAACUCUUUUACCGUCUGGAGGCUACAUGAAUGUUACAAACAGAUUAGGUGUUUACAGCCUGGAAUGGCAAACGCUGGGCCAAUGCCUCUACGUAACCAGUUUCGAACAAAACGCGGUGUCCGUUUCGCUCUCGCCGACAAACCGCCAUUUACUUGUCGGUUUAGCCUCACGGCGCGUCUCCAUCUUGCCCACGGAGACGUGGACGAUGGCGCGUAUAUUCCUACUUGACUAUCGCAAUACGACACACGGCAAUCUGGCGUCGAUUCGCGAACUCGAACAAAAUCGUGAUUCAAAUUUCAUGAGCCUGAAUUGCAUUCGAUGGUUGCCCACCGCCGGGCAGGGGCUCAUCUUUGGUACCAAUACCGGACACCUUAGAUUAUUAACAUAAGUUUUAACAAUUGAGUAAUAUAUAUAUACAAUAUGGGUACAUAUGUAUUGCUGUUUCAAGCGGUUCGUGAAACGAGAGUUCGUUCGUAGGCGUCAGUUAUGAGACUGAUUAACCGAGUUCUUUAAGACGUGCGCGAAACGAGCGUUUUGAAGCAUUUUACAAGGGCACACAAUAGUGAUUUGUUCUGAUUCAUUAAUUUUAGCUCUUUCAAUUGUUUGACGAUACCAAGUUAUUGAUUUAGGUAUUUAUGAAUAAUAUUUGAUGAUUUCUACCGUCAAUUUCUUAAGUACUUGAUCUCGGAUGCAAUGUUUAUUUUGUUUUUCGGCCCAAAGUGUAGAAUUUAAAAUGUUUUUUUUAUAUCAUUGGCUUUAAACCAGUUGAGAGUGCUCUUUAAUAUAAAUUUGUGAAACAAUCUAUAUAUAUACAAAACAAAGUCGGUUGUGUUAUGAUAUUUAUAACUGAAGUAUCGGAAAAUUCAAUAAGAAUUUGGAGAACAGAA
Molecule: messenger RNA, 6844 nt
Organism: Dalotia coriaria
Lineage: Eukaryota; Metazoa; Arthropoda; Insecta; Coleoptera; Staphylinidae
Biological process (GO): autophagy
Cellular component (GO): intracellular membrane-bounded organelle
Molecular function (GO): protein binding
Source: RefSeq, a predicted model, not a curated record